Messenger RNA from Rana temporaria (common frog), 5484 nucleotides. RefSeq names its product interferon-induced very large GTPase 1-like. Gene Ontology annotation, biological process: regulation of apoptotic process. Bases 316 to 5349 code for a protein of 1677 amino acids. NCBI's taxonomy places the organism in Eukaryota, Metazoa, Chordata, Amphibia, Anura, Ranidae. The transcript is spliced from 3 exons. Gene Ontology annotation, molecular function: GTP binding. The record is from RefSeq and is a predicted model, not a curated record.
AUAACACAUCAAAAAUGCACAUUCAGACAUGCAUCCAGAACGCAUCUGGCCAUUUUGUGGUCUGAAGUAGCCCUGAGUACUUCUCUUCUUGUACGGUGUCACUGAGUAGGAGGGAUCAUUCUAAGGACACAGUGGCAUGUUUAUUGUUAUUGGAUGUUACAAAGGUGAAAGGAAUUUCCUUGUCAAUAUCAGUAGAGCGGUUGAGAAAGUUAAACAACUCCCAUGCAUACAACCCUCAGAGGAAGAAAUGAAACUAUCUGUACAGCAGCUGAGCCGCCCGUGACACUUCUACAGAGGUAAUAGGAUCCAGACAUCAUGGCUUCCACCACAAAGGCAUCAGAGAUGAUUAAGCAUCUAAAAGGAAAACUAACACAAGUGUUUGCAGAGAAUGUGGACGGCUUGUGUGAUGAAGUGGGAUCUCUCAGCAUCCUAACCCCUCAGGAGUACAUAGAUCUGUACAGGACUGGGGGACAUGUAGAGAGAACGGAGAGACUCAUAGACCUCAUUCUACAGAAGGGAGAGCCGGCCUGUGCAAAGUUCAUGGAUCAUCUUGAGAACAUGAUUUCCAGGUUUCCAGACUUGGGUGGUGUGCCUACAUUUUUGGAGGAACUUCAUACCAGAAAAACGACCUUUCAUCAGUUUGCAGAAAAAAUGAACAUGGAACCUUACCUCACUACAAAAUUUACUCUGAGGGACAUCCUGAGCGUUGGCUUAGAGAAUGUGAAUGACAAACCACCGAAAACUGUAGAGGAUCUUCCCUGGAAUUAUUUAAGGAAACUCAUGGCCUUAAAUAGGACUGCAAGAGACAUUCUUCUUGAGAAAGAUCAGUCUAUUGGUGAUGAUGUAUACGACGAUAAUGAUGAUGAUGAUGAUGACAACCUAUUUGAUACUUCUUUAGUUUCAGGUGAUAAUUCAUCUGUCUCUGUUCACCCCCUGGAUGUUCUGUGUCUCCUCCUGCAUUGCUCAGACAGUUUUCUCCAACAAGAGAUUGUAACCAAAUUGUCCAUGUGUCAGUUUGCUGUCCCUCUGCUGCUCCCUGCUGGUGACUUGUCACACUGCACCCUCAUGCUUUGGGCAAUGAGAGACAUUGUGAAGAAGUGGAGACCUCAGUCAUUAGCGGACAGUAAAGGGUUCAGAGAAGAAAAUGUGGUGAAUACUUCCAUGCCAAUCUUCUCUUAUGUCAGAUUUGGAAAAAGCAAAUUAUCAAAAUCAAAAGUCCUGAACCAAGUUCUUAAUCCAGAUCAGUUACAUAAUAACUUCUUCAUACAUGACAAUAUGGAUGGAGGAAACAUUAAGAGGGAAAUAUCUGAUGGACUGGUAGAAGUUUCCUGGUAUUUUCCCUCUGGUAAGUCUGAUGUUUUCCCAGAACCCAUCACAGUGACCAACCUACGAGGAGACCUGGAGGUCAACUGGGACCAGUUCACGUUUCUGACAAGAAUUUCUUCAGCUGUGUUUAUAUUCAUUGAGGAUAUUUCUGAGAGGGAAUUCAGACUUUUAUCAUCCUGUCCAACCACUGAUACCCAGUAUUACUUCAUUGUUACUCCCGGUCCUGGUAAAACUGUGAGUCCAAAGACAAGAAAGACCCUUCAAAACUUAAUGCCAGUGUUAAAGUUACAAAAAUAUAAUGUGAUAAUACAUACAGGCAUGGCAAAUGAUGCAGCAUUUGUGAAAAAGCUACAAAGUAUCAUUAUAAAUUUCUUAAAGAGUAAGCCAAAAGAAAAGAAAAAGAGGGACCUUGAGAAAGAAACUCAUGGAUUGAACAUCGAAGUGGAUGAGAGAGUUCCUGAAUGUCAGAAGGCCAGGGAACAUGCCAGGAAAAUUACAGAAGAAAUAAGAGAUGUAUCUGAGUACAAAAAGAACACUAUGAAGUUACAGGGAGAUCUCUGGAGACAGUUAUCUGAAGUGGAAAAGGAACUUUGCAGAAUGACAAGGCAAGGUGGUAAAGACACACAACAAUAUCAAGAUGAACUGAUAAAGAAACGUAGUUCACUACAUGAGGAACAAUAUAAACAUGAUCUGCCCAAUGGUUUAAUGCUCUUUAUUGAUGCAAUCACUCAUUUGUCUGAGAAUGAGAAACAUUUUUUUCUGAAAUGGAUGAAAUUUGAACUUGAUUCAAUUGCCAGAGAUCGUCUUUCUAAUCUACAAGCUGAAUACAAAGAAAAAUGUAGCAGCACAAUCUUAAGUAACAAGGAAGAACUCAAAAAGAUAGACCAGAAAAUCACUGACAGUUCUUUAGGAAUUGAACAUUUCCUACGUGAGAUGGGACAGUUUUAUGAAGCUGAAUGUUCCAUGAUUAAAGAAAAAAAACUAGGUAAAAGAAAAAAACGAUUUAAUAGACUUCCAGGAAUUGCUGCUGAUCUCUUGUUGGGUGGUUUCCCAUUGGAGCUGAUAGAUGGAGAUGCCUCCAACAUUCCCCUACGAUGGAUAACUGAUGUUCUAAAUGAGCUGCACACCAAAACCAGGAAAAAAUGCAGAAUGAGAGUAAUCACUGUGCUGGGAGUGCAGAGUACGGGGAAAUCCACUCUUCUCAACACCAUGUUUGGUCUGCAGUUCCCGGUGGCCAGUGGAAGAUGCACACGAGGAGCCUUCAUGACUCUUCUUAAUGUGAAAGAGAACUUCGGGAAGAUGCUGGACUGUGACUUCAUCCUGGUGAUUGACACUGAGGGGCUGAAAGCUCCAGAGUUGGCUUCCUUGGAGGGCAGUUAUGAACAUGACAAUGAACUGGCCACACUAGUGGUUGGGUUGAGUGAUAUCACCAUCAUCAACAUGGCCAUGGAAAACACAACAGAAAUGAAGGAUAUUUUACAGAUUGUGGUCCAUGCUUUUCUUAGAAUGAAAGAAAUAGGAAAGAAACCCAACUGCCAGUUUGUACAUCAGAAUGUGAGCGAUGUGUCCGCUCAUGACCAGAACAUGAGAGACAGAAAGAAACUUCUGGAACAACUGAAUGAAAUGACAAAAGUAGCUGCAGAGAUGGAAAACAAAAGUGAACUAAAAACUUUCAGUGAUGUGAUGAACUACAACCUGGAGAAAGACAACUGGUACAUUCCCGGGCUCUGGCUUGGGGUCCCACCAAUGGCUCCAGUAAAUUCUGGGUACAGUGAACAUGUGUCUGAACUGAAAAAGUAUUUAUUGGAAAUAAUGACAAACAAAGAAUCUCUGCACAGGCCUUCAACUAUUCCUGAAUUUAAAACAUGGAUAGAAAGUUUAUGGAACGCUGUAAAACAUGAGAAAUUCAUCUUCAAUUUCAGGAACAGUCUGGUGGCAGAAGCUUAUAAUAACCUGUCUAUGCAAUACUCACAGUGGGAAUGGGAGUUCCGAAAGUUUGUCCAUGAUUGGCUGAUCCGUACAGAGAGAAAGAUUAAGAAUCAGACUGCAGAGAUUCUAAGUGAUGAUGAACUUUGUUUGGAAUUUAGCAAUGAGCUCAACAAUUUGUUGAUUAGUAAAGAAAGUCAAGUAUUGGAAUUGCUGGAAAAAUACUUUAACAAUAAAAAUGAAAAUGUUCAUCUAAUAGAACGAUACAAACAAGACUUCAUUCUGAGCACAACAUCUCUGAAGAACCAACUAAAAAAUAAUUCUCUUUUGAAGUUGGAUGAAGCUGUCUCAAUUCAGAAAGGGAAAUUCAAGAUCCAGAAUAUGCAAACUAAUACCCAGAAAUCAAUUGAAGACAAAAUUGCAGAUCUCCUCAAGAAGUGCCGACAAAUGGCAAAAAAGCCGAACAAUAAAGAACUAAAGAUAGAAUUUGAGGAGGUGUGGAAGAGGACACUGACAGAUCUACAGAUAAAGGAAUUAAAAACAUGCAUAGUCAGUAGAUCUAUGUUCCAGCAGCUAAUGAAUGACAUGAGCAAUAAAGGAUCAGCUGUCAAUGAACACUUACUGGGUGUGAAGGACUUGGCAAAUAUCACACAGACUGAUUUCAAGAUGGAUGAGAAAUAUAUUGAGAAGGGUUGGUUUACAAAACUGAAAGAUACAUUUAGGUCCGGAAAUGAGCAUUUUGACAAAAUAAAUGGUUUUGCUCGUUCUCUUAUAGAUAACUGUAAAAAAUAUAUCAGAGAGAAGGUGGAAACCGGAGAGGACUAUUGUGACAACUAUUGCCUGGAAUUACUUAAAAUGAUUACAAGCGACAUUUCCAAACAGCCCAAAAGUCUUCAUUUGUCCACAUGGUUUGAAGUGGAUAUCAAACUUCACAUUCUUAGAAAAGCUUCCAGAGAGUUUCAGAAGAUGCAUGAUAAAUUUAUUCGAGAGAACGAUCCGAAACUGUGUGUGGAGAAAAUAAAGCCUGGAUAUUUAAAAACAUUUAUCAGCACAUUUCAAGAGAAGAAUAUUUGUCAGACUAAAGCCAAAGAAUUCUGUGAGCGAUGUCUAAAACCAGCAAUGAUGGAUCAUGUUUUCCACCAUCUUGGGCAGAAAAUAGUGGAUGGCAUAGUAAGUUCAGACAAGAAGAAAUUCAGCAGUAGAACAUUCUUUCAAGUUUUUUUAUUGAAGGAGCUCCUGGAAAAAACCUCCUUCCAGAAAUAUGUAGACUAUAUGGGAAACCAUGAGGAAUAUACGAAAGCCUGGAUACUAAGUUACACUGAAACAUAUGCAAAGCCGCGAAUCCUAAAACCAUUACAAGAAAUUCUGCUCUCUUCACUGGACAAAAAGAUAAGAGGAGCUCUUACGAAAGAAAACUCUCUUAGAAGUCCGUCAGUCUUACAUUUUCUGAAAAGUGUAUGUGAGACACUAAAAGAAGAAUUGGUGAUCCCUCAGAAUGAGAUGCAAGCGGUCACCUUCCAGAACACGGCUGAUGUUGGUAAAUUUUCAUCUGACAUUCAGCUCUUCCUCCAAGAUACAAAAACAAAAGUCUUAACAGAGCUGCAAUCUAUGGAUAUAAAGUCUGUACUCUCCAGGGUGACGGUGAAGCCUCAGGAUGAAUUGUUCAGGAAGGUUGUUGGCUGUGGGAAGCAAUGUCCAUUCUGUGGUGUCCCCUGUGAGGCCGGAGGUGAGGAACACAAGGAGCACUUUGCUACCAUCCACAGACCACAAGGACUGAGGAGAUACAGAUGUCUUUUUUUCAAAAUCUUAAGUACAAAUAUAUGUAGUACAUCUGUUGUAUCUAAUGAUCAUUUUAUUAAUCUAGAGACAGGAGAGAAAUGUCACCCAUACAGGGAGUAUCGCACAUACUAUUCAAACUGGUCCAUACAACCAGAUCCCAGCAUUGAGUCAUCAGAUUACUGGAAAUAUAUUUUUGUUACAUUUAAUGAAAAGCUUGCUAAAGAAUACAAUGCAAGACCAGCAGAAAUACCAGAUGGCUGGAGAUCCAUCACAAAAGAAAAAGCUUUGGAAAGCCUAAAAAAAAUGUUCAAUAGCUAAACGGAGAAGAAAGAUCAACGUGUAAUUCCUCCUUCUAUCCUAUUUCCCCAUCCUAUUAUCUGCAAAUAAAUAAUAAAAAUAACUCUACUGUUCAUUUUCUCUAAUUGGAAGAACUUUUUAAAUAUUUUCCUCACA